Schistocerca piceifrons (Central American locust) is the source of this 4811-nucleotide messenger RNA. Its product is annotated as protein Fe65 homolog. Lineage: Eukaryota; Metazoa; Arthropoda; Insecta; Orthoptera; Acrididae. The transcript has 18 exons. The coding region runs from base 96 to 2198 and encodes 700 amino acids. The record is from RefSeq and is a predicted model, not a curated record. Gene Ontology annotation, cellular component: cytoplasm; nucleus. Gene Ontology annotation, molecular function: transcription factor binding; amyloid-beta binding. Gene Ontology annotation, biological process: regulation of DNA-templated transcription.
GGUCUAUCCAAACCUCCUCUGCAGCCUCAUCUCGGCUUAGGUAGUCUUUCUGAAGCCCAGCCAGGAGGAGAUCAUAUCAGGUGAGCCGUAGCGGGAUGUUGUGCGGCGAGUUUUCGAGCCGAGCAUCGCCCCUCAGCCUGAGCCUGCACCUGAGCCUGGCCGACACGCGCAGCCCCUACUUCACUCUGCUCGCCUUCUGCCAGGGCAUGGCCGCCUUCACCGCCGUCCCCGACGACGACGACAUCUUUCUCGAGAACGGGCUGCUUAGCUACCGGAACCCCAACUACCACCUGGACCCGGCGCGGCUCGACGAUGCGCUCAACUCCAACACGGAGCAGCUGUACGAGGAGCUGUUCAGCGAGCUGGACGCCGUGUGCAACCUGUCGGCGCAGCAGCAGCAGCAGGCGGCGCCCAGCGCCCCCGCUUCCGGGCCGGGCCGGCGCGCCUACGCCGCCCUCGACAUUGGCUCCAUGGGCGUCGACGUCAGCACCGGGCCCGUCACCGCGCUCGGCGACGCCGCCGACGACAACCUCAACAACGCCAGGGACGAAGAGAACACGGCGCUGGCCGGCGCGUUGGACAACAACUCGUUCAACGACAACGCCAACACUGUGAUGGGCCGGCGCUCUCUCGAUCUGACGACGUCUCUGCGCGCCAAGCCAGACCUCAUCGAGACGGCGGAACGCCGCGACAGUAAUGGAGAAAAACCAGAAAUUCCUCAUGUUGCUGGAUCUUUAAACAAUGAUCUUUAUGCAGUCCCUGUGAAGAGGCGACCCCAUAGCCUCGAGAAUGAUUUGCCACCCGGGUGGGAGAAACAUGAAGAUAAUGAUGGGCCAUAUUACUGGCAUAUUAAAAGUGGCACAAUCCAGAGAGAACCUCCAUCAGCUACAUCAGCCAUUAAAGCAGAAGCCAAGAGACCACUUGUUCAGGAAUCUGAGAGUGUAAUUAGUAGUAGUUACCAGUCUCCUGUGAUUGCGUCUGUCACCAGGAGUAAUACAAGCUCUGCUUUGGAAGAAUUAGAUGGCAAGAAGAAGGAAGAACGUAAAGAAGAAUUAGCUCUGAAGAGACGUAGUUACCCUGCUCGGCCAGAACCAGAGAGCAAGGAGCGUCCAAUAAGAUUUGCUGUUAGGUCUCUUGGUUGGGUUGAAAUUGCAGAAGAAGAUCUCACACCAGAACGUAGCAGCAAGGCUGUUAACAAAUGCAUUGUUGACUUAUCACUAGGCAGGAAUGAUCUGCUUGAUGUAGUGGGAAGAUGGGGUGAUGGCAAAGACUUGUUCAUGGACUUAGAUGAAGGAGCACUGAAGCUUAUUGAUCCUGAAAAUUUGACAGUUCUAAAUACUCAACCAAUUCAUACAAUUAGAGUAUGGGGAGUAGGACGAGACAACGGAAGGGAGAGAGACUUUGCUUAUGUGGCUCGUGAUCGUACAACAAGAAAACACAUGUGCCAUGUGUUCCGUUGUGAUAUUCCUGCCAGGACGAUUGCCAAUACUCUUAGAGACAUCUGCAAGAAGAUAAUGAUUGAGCGAAGUCUACAGCAGAAUCUGGCUAAACCUAUUGAUAUUAGUGGUACUGGAGGAGGAGGACGAUCUGGUCUAGCAGCUCGUCCCACAAAUCUGCCAACAGAACACAGGCGAUUCCAUCACAGGAGUGGUCAAGCAUUAGUCACACAGUCCUUUCCAACUCCAAUGGAGGAACCCAAAAAGGUACUCAGAGCACAGUACCUCGGAUCAACACAAGUGACUAAGGCCACUGGUAUGGAUAUUCUCAAUGACGCAAUUGAUCAGAUGGUGGCCACAGUCCCUCAUGACAAGUGGUGUACAGUCAAUGUUGCUGUUGCUCCAUCAAUGAUUUCAAUUAUGCUGCCAGGGGAGGAAAGUAAGCUAAUUGCCGAAUGCCGAGUUCGGUACCUUUCAUUCCUUGGGAUUGGACGGAAUGUAAAGCAGUGUGGUUUCAUCAUGCACACUGCACAGGAUCUCUUUAUGGCCCAUGUAUUCCAUUGUGAACCUUCAUCUGGAGCAUUAUGCAAGACUGUUGAAGCAGCCUGUAAGCUAAGGUAUCAAAAAUGCUUGGAUGCACAUCCACAAGGACUAGGUCGUGGCCAACAAAAUGCUCAGACUCCAGGGAAAGGUCUGGGUGCUACAUUGAAGUCUCUUGUUGGAAGCCUUACUGGCAGAAGGCUGCGUGGCAGUGAGUCCUGAGAUGAGGCCCUCUCACUGCAGGAGCUAUGGCCGCUGCCUGCUGAGCGUGAGGUCAUCAGGCACCGCCACCUGCAGUCACCCCUGACUUUUCGCUACUUCAGCAGCAGUCCGCCCUCAGCCAGCUUGCGUUCCCUCCUUUCACCUACACUCGACACCAGGAGGCUACCCCAUCGCUGGCACUAACACUUCAUUGUGUGUGUUUGUGUAUAUGGUAGAGGAAUAUCUACCUUCAAGAUUAAGGACAUGACAUUUUGAUUUGUAAUCAGCAAGUUUGAGACUUGAUAUUGUUUGUGAGAUCUGAAAGUGGAAUGUGUAAAACUUAAGCUCUCUUCAGAAAUAUCAUUGGUACUGAUUCUCUGACUUGCAGCUUAGAACUGUAAUUAUAUAUGUUUUGAAAAUAAAUUGUACUAUUUUUUAAAAGAAUGAUGUGUCAAUGCAGUGAUGUGAACAUCUGCAUAAGAAGGAAAUCCAUUUACAGAUUCAAUGAUGAAGGUUUAGGUCCCAAGAUCAGGAGAGACAGCUUUCCAUCCAGCUAAUUUCUUUUAGAGAUCUGAUUCAUUAAUGUGUGUAUAUAAGUUUACUAUAUUUGUUGUAAUCUUAUAUUCCAUCUUAAUAUGAAAGCAAAUUUUGUGUAUCCACUGAUAUGGUAAUCAUAGUACCAAAUUAGUUUGUAAGUGUGUAAAUAUUAUUUCAAAAAAAUUAAGGAAGUUUUAAAUUAGUUAUUGCUGUCUUGCACAGAGAAAGAAGCAGUCAACAUUUUCUUUCCAACCUGUAACAGAUCUUUGGCAGUUUUAUAUGAAAAAUAGAUUAAUUUGAGAUUGCAAAGUAAAAUGAUGUAUUCAUAUGUAGAACAUGGUACAUAUUCUUGCCACUGAUUUUCACCUUUUUUCUAAAUUUUUCCUUAAGGAAUUGUGGCAACAUUUGUGUUCUGAUCUAUUUCUCCUUUAAAGUACAAUUUAAUUCAGAACAAAUUUAAAAAUUUGUUAGUCAUUCUUUAAUUCAAUUAUCACCAUUACAAGUAAAGAUGUCAAGACAGCAACAUGCAUAAUAUUUUCAUUACAUGAAUUUAAAAUGUCUGAAGUGUGAUUGCAAAUGCUGACUGGAAAUGAAGAGUAUGUAUCUGCUUUUGUAAAGUUUGUAUGUACAUAUAUAAAUGUUACAUAAGAAUGCAGGAUGAGUAGAAUGGCCUGGUGUGUGACAUAGUUCUUUCUCAUGUAAAUAAUUACACAUAGAGGCUUUUCUUGGAGUAACAGGGAACAAACACGUUGCAAAAAUGUAGUAGUGUCUUCAUGUCACUGAGUGUGUUAAAAUGAACCUUUAACUUCUAAUGGCAUUGAAAAUUAUUUUGUGUGAUCAAAAGACAGAAAAGAUUAAGUAGCAGUUAAUUCGUGAGAAUAAUUUAAUAUUUUGUUUAAUAUUGCACCAGAAACCCCACAAUUUUUAUCAUUUUAAUUCCUUUGCUAUGAUCUAUAAUCAUUCAUCAUUUAUUUGAAUGAAUUUCAUUGACUAGUAUAUACAUUUUCAAUUAACAAUUUAAAAAAUGACUAAGUUAUGUGUUAAUUUCAAAAUUUAAUUUAGUUCAGUGAUGAUCUGCAGGAUACCUACAUCUAUUUUUACAUAAAGUAUUUAUUUUAUGCGAUGUGUAUUCAAGGCAACCAUUGUAGUUAGAAGUAGAAAUUAUGCAGUGUUAUAAAAAAUACUAUAAUCUUGUUAUUAAUGUCACGUUAUACUUCCUCAUACUAUACAAAGUACAGCACAAAUUAAGAAAUUUAUUUCUCAAAAAACAAUAUAAGUUGACUAUAGACUGAAAUAAGUUGAUUAAUGAUUCUGUGCAUUCUAGUGGAGAAUAAAUACUGCACACAAAUACACAUCUAGUACUUUCAGAAGUUUCAAAUCUGUAUUUCAUAACUGUUGAAAAGUGUUACUUAUCAAACAUCAAUUAAAAACAGCUUAAUAAAAAUCUUCGAGAAUAUUCACAUGAAUAGGAAUUUACGACAUGUUGUUUUAAAAAAAUAGAGCAUUCGUGAGCUCCCAUUCAUUUUGCCAAAAAAUGUGAGUCUGUUAACUUGCAUACUUGAAUGUGAUUACAGUAGUAAUGAAUCUUUGGCAAGGUUAAAAGUACACUGUGGUGGCUUAAUUUUGAUUGUCCUUAGUUUAAGUACAUCAAUGGUAGCUCUUUAUUCAUGCCCAGAGACCUGUUUAUAUUACCAAAAGACAAUAUGGUACACAAUGACACACAUAAUAACUUCUACAAGAUGACCAGUGUAUUAGAAAGAUCCAAUGAUAGGCUGAAAUUUCAGUUGUUCACCACAUACUGCUCUGUAAUUGCUGCAUCUGGCAGUAUUGCUGAUUUUUAUUACUUUUCAAAAAUUUUAUGUAUAUAUCAGUGUAUGCAAAAUUUGCAUAAGCACAUAGGAAUGGCUGCCAUGCCUUGUCUGUGUUAUGUUUUGUACUUUCCAGGGCAGCAGGCUUGGCUGUUGUGUAAUAUAAUGAUGGAACUUUAUGAAGGACUUGUAAAGUGUGACCACUACAUCAGACAUGGUUAAUAUUCUUUGUAAAAGACUUGCUAUACUCAUUGUCAUUUUCUCAUAGUAAAAAAAUAUGUGUAUAAAA